Messenger RNA from Pectinophora gossypiella (pink bollworm), 7472 nucleotides. RefSeq lists its product as uncharacterized. The coding region runs from base 1 to 7098 and encodes 2365 amino acids. The record is from RefSeq and is a predicted model, not a curated record. The transcript has 49 exons. NCBI's taxonomy places the organism in Eukaryota, Metazoa, Arthropoda, Insecta, Lepidoptera, Gelechiidae.
AUGGAAAGUUUGAACAAAGUUACAAAGAAGCUGCGGAUGAAUUUCGAUUACGAUGUCGCAAACAAUAUAAAUAAGGCUCUAUCUGGCACCGUCGAGGCGCUCACCCCUCCCAACAUAAAGGGUGCCAUGAAGGAUCUGACCGACGUAGUCUCCAAAUAUUUGGCUCAGAAUGCGGAAUACAAUAAGGAUAAGACACCGGCAUUUAAGUACCUGGUGGAUAAAAUGAAAGGACAACCCAACGAGCUGCUGUACUCGAAGGGACCUGUCCGCAAGAUGAUGGGCGAGGCUGCCAGAGAUCUAGAAGUAGCGAAGGGUCUCACUAGCGACCAUGAUGAUCCGAACCUGUCGCAAGCGAUCUACGCUGCUUUGUCAAAACUGGUGACCGACACGCCUGACGAUAUGAAGAGUGAUAUGGCAGACACCUUGGACCUGACUUCCAAGUAUCUAUCGCAAGCGGCUACUGAUGAGGCUGAAAGAGGACCCGCCUUCGAACACAUGAUUAAGGAAUUAAAGAAGAAAGGAGGUCAACCUUUCACGCCCGAAAUCCCAGAACUCGCUACAGAUUUUAACGCCGCCCAUGCGUUGAAAAAUGCCCCAGGUCUCAAAUCCAUAGCACCAGAUCCAGAACAUGUAGGUAUGUUUAAAGAGGCGUUGGAAAGAGAAGUGAUUCCUGGCACGCCAGAUGCUAUGAAGCCAGAAAUGAAGGAGGCUAUCCAAAGAGGCGCUGAUUACUUGUCUGGUUUCGCACGUGACAGAGGGAAGGCAAAAGAAAUAUUGGUCAAAAUGCUGAAGGAUAAACCAACUAAGGAAGCGGCAAAGAGAAACGAUACUACUAUGUCUUAUGGCGCUGCAGCAACUGAGGUUGAAACGUCUCCCAUGCUUACACCGAUCCUCCCCGUGAAGAACAUUGGAGAUGAAGUCAAUGGCAAACUGGAUAAGGAUGUUGGAGCGGUUACGGCCCGUGAACUGAAAGCCCCCAUGAAAACUUUGGUAAAGGACGCAGCAGGGGAAAUAUCACAGAAUGUUGCGUUAAAAAGUGGAGCCGCUGGAGAACGCUAUCCCCGGGAACUGCUGACGGCUGUGACCGAGUCCGUGGGCGACAAGCCGAUGUUCAAAACCGGCCCUUUUGGCAUGACUUUCGCUGAAGCUGCUGAUACAUUAAAGCAUGCGGGACCUCUGGAGCAUGACCCGCAGAACGAUGCGUUAGCCGGCACCAUCGCAGGCGAGAUGGACAAAGGCGUAGCGACCAGGGUCACUCCUGACACACACAAGGCUCUUGCUCCGACUAUUAAAGCUGCCGCUAACCAUCUGGCUAAAGUUGGAAAAGAAGCCGGAGCAGCAUUGGACCACUUGAUCGGCCUUAUGAAAGGCAAAGGCGAUGAGCCCUUAGCCAAAGUUCAAGGACGAGAACUGACGUACAAAGAUGCCGCUAGAAAAGUGGAAAUCGCUCCUAGCCUCGCAAAGGAGAAGGUUGAUAAAGGGAUUUACGAGAACAUUCGAUCUAAGUUGAAGACGCUAUCAGAGGAGCAUAAAGCGCCUGAACACGAGAAGACGAUGCCAGAGGUCGUGGACCAAGUCUCCAAGUUUCUAGCAACGCCAGCAGCUGAAAGCGAAUCGGAGCACCGAGAAGCCCUAGCCGACAUCUUAGCUGCUAAAGCCUCUGUGAUUUUGGACAAAGAAGGUUUAUACAAGAUAACCCACGGCGAAGCUGCUGAUGUGGUGAGAAACGCUGAUCCAGGCGCGCACUCAGCAGAAGACGAAAAAAAGAAGAAAGACAUAUUGGCCAAACUACAUGCAGCGGUUGGUGAAGAGGGUGCUCAAGGAGGCAUGAAAGAUGAAAUGGGGCAUGUUGCGGCUCACAUGGCAAAUGUAGUACAGGGAAGAAGUGAUGCAAUUCAAGCCAUCCACGAUACAAUGCAGAAAAAAGGCGAUGAUCCACUAACAAACUUCGGGUCUGCUAAAACGACGCACGCGGGAGGAGCGCAAAUGUUGGCUGAUGCUCCGACGUUCACUCCCACAGGCGCCCCGCCGGGCAUGGCUGAAACUCUAGAAAAGAAAAUUGGAAACCUUUCAGCUCAACCCGGAACUGCACUCGGACAAAAGCAUAUGAAAUCCACGACUCAAUUGGCCUCUCAAUUUCUCGCUGGAGAAACCGCCAAACAGGGAGGUUACAUACCGCCUGAAGGCGAAGGUGUGCCCGGAGCAGGCGGCGCAUACGGAGGAUCAGGAGGUGGUCCUGGUGGAGUAGGAGGAGGUCCUGGAGGAGCUGGAGGUGGGCCUGGUGGAGUUGGAGGUGGUCCUGGAGGAGCUGGAGGUGGACCUGGUGGAGUAGGAGGUGGUCCUGGUGGAGUUGGAGGUGGUCCUGGUGGAGUUGGAGGUGGUCCUGGUGGAGUUGGAGGUGGUCCUGGUGGAGUUGGAGGUGGUGCUGGUGGAGUUGGAGGUGGUGCUGGUGGAGUAGGAGGUGGUCCCGGUGGAGUUGGAGGCGGACCGGGUGGAGUAGGAGGGGGAGCCGGUGGAGUUGGAGGUGGUCCUGGUGGAGUAGGAGGCGGACCGGGAGGUGUUGGGGGUGGCCCUGGAGGAGCCGGGGGUGGCCCUGGAGGUGGCCCGGGCGGAUGGGGCCCGGGAGGCGCUGAGGGAGGUGGUCCUGGUGGCGGUCCAGGUGGAUGGGGUCCAGGGGGUGGCCCCGGAGGUGGUCCAGGAGGUGGCCCUGGAGGCGGCCCUGGUAGCGGCGCGGGAGGAUGGGGCCCGGGUGGUGGUCCUGGAGGCGCCGAGGGAGGUGGCCCAGGUGGAUGGGGUCCAGGGGGUGGCCCCGGCGGUGGUCCGGGAGGUGGACAAGGAGGUGGUCCUGGAGGAUGGGGUCCGGGUGGUGGUCCCGGGGGCGGUCCUGGAGGCGGCGCUGGUGGAUGGGGUCCUGGAGGUGGCCCUGGCGGUGGACCUGGAGGUGGCCCUGGUGGAUACGGUCCAGGGGGAGGCCCGGGUGGUGGUCCUGGGAGCGGUCCGGGUGGCGCCGGCUGGGGUCCCGGAGGUCCUGGUACGGGGCCUGGUGGUGCCGGCUGGGGUCCCGGAGGUCCUGGUACGGGGCCUGGUGGUGCCGGCUGGGGUCCUGGAGGUCCUGGUACGGGGCCUGGUGGUGCCGGCUGGGGUCCUGGAGGUCCUGGUACGGGGCCUGGUGGCGCUGGCUGGGGUCCCGGAGGUCCUGGUACGGGGCCUGGUGGCGCCGGCUGGGGACCGGAUGGUGCUGGCGGGCCGGAAACAGAAGAACAGCGCCGCAAAAGACUGAAAGAAGCAAGAGGCCGGGGAGCCGAAUCCGCGCAACAUGACGAUGCAUCGAAGCUCCUGCAAGCACAACUGAAAGCGAAAGGUGGAGAAGUAUUCUACAAACAACCGCCAACUGAGUUGACUCAUGGACAAGCAGCUGAUGUACUGGGCACAGGCCAGGCUCAAGUGGAUAAGUCUGUGAGGGAGGCUGGUGACACCGCCAGACUCGCGAAGAAGUUCGAAAAGAAAUUGGACAACCUCGUAGUCAGCAAGAUACCGCCACAUUUGCAGGAUGCUAUGUCAGAUGUGAUUAUCGAAUCUGCAAGAGACCUCUCCGAAUACUUCGUAUCUAAAAAUUUCAAGAAUCUGGUGAAAGACGGACUUAUAGCUGAAAUGCAAAACCGCGGUAACGAAAUACUCAUAGACUCGAACGGUGCCACCGAGUCUUACUUCUACGCUGCGCAGAGGUUGAAGGACAAGGAAUUAGAGAACAAAGAACCCCGGAAUCGAACAGCAUUUUACCUGGCGAAGAAGCUGGAUGAGUGCGCCAAAUGUCGCGCCAUGCCUAGAAAGCUGAUGGGAUCUAUGAAAGAACACGUGAAAAAUGCAGCGGAACAUUUGUCUGGUGAAGUCACUAAUCCGGAUCCACAGAUCGAAGCCUUAGUGGUGCUACUGGACGAGAUGGAGGCAGCAGGGGACACCCCGCUGAUCGAAGGCAAUAUCCCUAAGUCGCAUAAAGAUGCCGCUGCUUACCUAAAGCAGCUGACGACAAAGGUGGAUGAGAUCAACCGUCCCAACUCAUCGCUGCAGUCGCAGGUGGAAGGCAAACUGAAGUCGCUGAUGGCCAACGCCCCGCCCGGCGGUUACACGAGCAGUGACAUGAACAAGGUGAUCAACGAACAAACAAAACUGCUGGUAUCCUACGUAACACUUCAAGAGGACAAAACUAAACAACUCAAAGUCCUUGUUGAGAAGAUGGAGGCGCAAGGAGACAAGACGAUACUGCGUCACGGACAUAUACAGAAGUCGUUCUUCGACGCGGCAGACUUGUUGCAUGACAAGAACACUGAUCAACUGAGCGAGGCUCAGAACGGAGACCCUGUGGCGGUCAGGAAGAUUCAACUGAAGCUGGCUAACCUAGUCGCAGGCCACAUACCGGAGGCGGAUAAGGAAACAAUGAUUGCUGUCGUCCAAGAUGCUACUAACUACCUGGCUGUGCAUUUAUUGCAACCACAAAUCAUAAAGGUGUGCAAGUGCAUGAAGAGCGUGUUCGUGCAGUGCGAGCUGUGGUGCGAGGAGAUAUUGAGGCGUGUGGCGCGGCCGUGCUGCACGUGCUCGCGUCACGUGUCAUCCCAGGUGCUGCAGGAGCUAGCGCCCACGCGGCGGCUGCGGCUCAGCCCCGGCCAGUCGCACGCCUUCUGCCCCGGGCUCGACAUCGCCGUGACACAGUGCCCUUCUACCGCGCCAGAACGUCACGCUAGUUCCCGCCCGUGCCCGGCGACGCAACAAGGGAAAUGCCCGGCGCUGAUACCCCCUAACAAUCCCGACACGUACUUCAUGUACACGAGCACGCGGUUCAACACCACGCCCACCGCGCACCAACCGAACUCCACUUGCCCGGCCACGCCAAUGACUCAACCAUCAACUAAUCGCCGAAGCCCCGCCCGGCGCGCAAACACAGCGGAUUGUUUAAGUCCGCCACGUCUUCUGACUCCACACAUCAGUCCCACGCGCGGUACUAGUCCCACAGCUUCGUUGGACCCUACACUUAGUUCGAGUUUGGCUACUCACUUUUUCUCUACGCGUGGUUUCAGUAGUCAAUUAAAUUCUACAUCUCACUCGGGAAAUUUAAGGUCCAUCGACCCCAAGAAUCGCUCGGGGCCAUCUUCGAGUCCUAGCAACAUUAAACCCGCACGUACUCCGAGCCCUGGCCGUUUAAGUCCCAUUCGUUCGACGAGUCCUACAACAGUUCGUAUGAGCCCGCAUCGGCCUUCAAGUCCUUCUGAUCGUUUGAGUACCUUACGUUCCUCAAGCCCAUCGUUCAACAUGCGGCCUUCAAUUCCUAACAUUCGCAUUAGUCCUCUAAGACCUUCAAGUCCUGUAGAUCGGUUAAGUCCCAAACGUACUUCAAGUCCUACAUUUCGUAUACACCCUUCGACCCCUAGUGGUGGGAGUCCCACGCGCCCCUCAAGCCCAGUGUGUCCCGCAACUCCUAUGCGUCCCGUAGGUCCUGGUCGCCUAAGUCCCAGACAUUCUUCGAGCCCUCCGUCCAAUUCCCCUAAAAGCUUGAGCCCUAAAGGUUUUUCGAGUCCAACGCGUCGCACAGAAUCAAAACCUCCUUCUACUACGCGUCGUUCAAGCUCGACAUACCGCAUGAGUCCGUCACGUCCUCGAGAUGCGCUUAGUCGUUUGAGCCCCACACGUCGCUCUAGCCGAACACUUUGGUGCAGUCCUACAAGACCUUCAGAAGCUUCUGGUCGCUUGACUUCUGUGAGGCGCGCGGCUCCCGGCGGGCGACUAUACACCACGAGAAAUAAUACAUCAAAAAAAUCAUGUCCUCCUGCGACCCAAUCUUACUUCGCCCCUCGACGAUCCUUGUUGCAUUCUUCAAGUACGUUACACCGCAGCUUAGAGGCGACCACAUCUAAGCUCGCAUCAAGUUCGGCUUCUGAUUCAUACCAUACACCAACGUCGACCAGUGAAACAAAAAGGUCACCGUAUUUUCAAACUCCGACCACAAUGGCCAUGUACGCAACAACCCGUGAAACAACUGACCAGCCCUCAAUGGACACCAGGCAAGAACGGUUGGGAAUGGAUGAUGGACAAAGAUCGCCAGUAGUGACAACGGACCAGAUGUCGGACAUGCACGCCAUGGUGGUUAGUCUGAUGUGGAACGUGCAGGCGUGGCGCGACUGGCUGCAGGAGAAUCUUGACCGCGCGCUUACCUCGCAGCACUGGGAAGAUAUGAGCGAAGGUGAGGCCCUGAAGGAGUGGUUCGACUUCCAAAGGAGAGUAACAACAGAAGCCUUGCAGUGGCGACAGUACAAUAUAUUCAGUAGACAGCUCACUCUACGGCUCGCACUCAGAUACAGGGACAAGAAGAUAGUGUCACCGACGCGCGCGACAGUGAAAACAAGGGUUUAUGCAGAAUGCCAGCGAGAAAUGCUCGAAAUAAUUGAUAUGUUCAGCAAAUGGACGCACUGGUUGAUGGUCGUCCUCAAGGAGACAGAACUUUUGCGAUUGGAUUCUACAACCAGCGUCCCUCUGCAUAAACGCUGUUGGGAACACUUUAAGAAGAAAGUGGAAGCCAACUUGCAUGACUGGAUCAAGUAUAAUACGCACUUGAAAAGUUUCUGGGAAUACAAGUAUAGAUCUAUUAUUUCAGAGUGGGUGCCGUCGGGAGAGCCGUCAGGGCCGGUGUGGGUAGUGAGCGCGUGCGGCGCAGUGCCGAGUGGCGCGGUAGCUGCCGGCGUCUAUGACGGAGAACUAGUCUGGCUGGCUCGUACUACACACAAGUCUGAAGUACUGCCCGCUGCAUUGGUGCCAUCAAAGCACUGUUGCCUCAUCUACGCAGAAGGAGCAGUACAUCAUUACACCAAGUACCAGGUGAUGUGCAACGCGGAGGUGUCGUGGGUGACGUGGCGCGCCGACAGCGAGAUGGGCGCGCGCGCCGUGUGCGUGGCGCCGGGCGUGCACGUGGGCCGCGUGCUGUACCGCGCCUCGCACCUCGUGGGCGCCGUCCUCGCGCCGCGCAACCGCUGCCACGUCGUCAUCUACGGACGCUCAUUCGCUUUUAACUGCUAUGAGCUCCUCGUCUCCACCGGCCCCGACGAACCCUAAACACGGACCCCAUAUUCGAUACGUUGGGAAAAAUUUUAGUAGAGACGAUCGAAAAAUGGUCGAUGACUAAUUCGAAAUUUUGACGUCGUAUAUUCUGAUACAAUAUUUACGAAUUGGAAACUAAUUAUUAUUGAGACUUCCGAAUGUUAGAAGAGAACGUUGAAUGAGAUGACAAAAUUGCCAGUGCCGACUUCGCUUUAGAAGCAAAAAAUUAAACGGUUGUGAAACUUGGUGAAUCGUUUAGAAGUGAAUUCGAAAAAUUUGCUAGUUUUGUCCUGUACAGUAAAAAGAAGUUUGUAUUGUGAAAUGUUUUGUAGUGUUUUUGUACAUUAUUUUUGUUUAUUUAUAUAUACAUAAUAUACAUGUACACUGUU